Molecule: messenger RNA, 1224 nt
Organism: Emiliania huxleyi CCMP1516
Lineage: Eukaryota; Haptophyta; Isochrysidales; Noelaerhabdaceae
Exons: 6
Coding region: 1-1224 (407 amino acids)
Biological process (GO): tRNA 5'-leader removal
Molecular function (GO): protein binding; ribonuclease P activity
Source: RefSeq, a predicted model, not a curated record
AUGGCGCGGCUGUUUCCUCUCUUCUGCUGCCUCGCGGCGUUCGCCGCUCCGGCGGCGGCGCUGCGGCUUGGCGCGCCCCUCAUGCGCACCUGCGACGCCAGCCGCCGCAAGGCCGCCGGGCGACACCUGAGGCAGCUGGCCGAGCUGCAGGCGCUGCCCGCCGCAGAGGCGUGCGAGGCGGCGCAGGCGACGCUGGCCAACAUGAGGGCAGAGGGGCUGCCUCUCAACGUCGACGCAGUGAGCCGCGCCAUCUCGCUCUGCGGCUGCGAGCUUCCCGUCGCCGAGUCGCUCUUUGAGUCGCUCGUGGCGGCCGGCAACGACUCGGAGGGCGCGUACUCGUGCCUUCUGCGCGCGCAGCUGGGGAGCGGCGACCUGGACCGCGCCCUGGUCACCUUCCGCCGGAUGCUCCAGCGCGGCAUCGCGCCGCGAGGUCGCAACGCCUCUCCGGUGUUGCACGCGCUGUGCGCGGCGGGCCGGCAGGUCGACGCAAUGCGCUUUAGCGGGCGGCUGGUGAGGCACGGGCUGCUCCGCCGCCAGCUGGACAGACUUCUGCGCGAGCACUCGACGCCGGGCGCAGAGACCGCCGCCGCAAUCGAGGCGGCGGUCGUCGCAGUCGGCGGCUCCGCGGCUGCCACCCGCGUCGCUGUCGGCCACGACGGGAGGUGCCCUUGCUGCGGAGGCGGUCUGCAGCUGCUCACACUCCCCGAGGAGCAGCGCGAGCGGGUGGCGGAGGUGGUGUCCAUGCUGCAGCGCGCGGGCAAGCGCGUCCUCCUCAUCCUGCCGGCAAAGUACGCGCGCGACGUGGUGCCCAACCACACCAGCUCGAGCCAGGUGGCAGCGCCCGACGACCGCAUCACCGCCGCCGACCGCGCCCUGCUCGACGGGUGGAGGAGCGAGGGCCUCCUCUACACCACCGGCCCCGGCAUGUACGACGACUGGUACUGGAUGCUCGCCACCGUCGGCCGCGGCGACUCUCAGCCCGUCGCCGUCACGAACGACGCGAUGCGCGACCACUGGGCGGACCUGCUGCCCGCGCGCGACUUUGCGCGCUGGAGGGCCUCAAAGCUGCUAGCCGGCCGCUGGCACGUCCCGCUCCCCGACGGCGCGCCGGAAGGGGAGGGGGGCGGCGCGCCAGAGCCGGUGGGGCAGUGGCUCUGCGUUUCGGUCGUGCCGCCGCCGCGGGUGCGGAGGGCUGGCGACCCGCAGGUCGCGGUGUGUCGGUGA